This is a messenger RNA of Trichoplusia ni (cabbage looper), 2988 nucleotides long. RefSeq names its product COP9 signalosome complex subunit 2 (gene alien). Lineage: Eukaryota; Metazoa; Arthropoda; Insecta; Lepidoptera; Noctuidae. The record is from RefSeq and is a predicted model, not a curated record. Bases 108 to 1442 code for a protein of 444 amino acids. Gene Ontology annotation, cellular component: COP9 signalosome. Gene Ontology annotation, biological process: protein deneddylation. Gene Ontology annotation, molecular function: protein binding. The transcript has 8 exons.
UCAUGUCGUUCUCGUUCAUGUCAUUUCGGGAAAAUAACAAUUUCUUAAAAAUACGCUUUUGUACAUUGUGAAAUUGUGAAAUAAAUAAAUAGGAAGAUUUAAUAAUUAUGUCGGAUAAUGAUGAUGAUUAUAUGUGUGAGGAAGAAGAGGAUUAUGGCCUGGAAUACUCAGAGGACAGCAAUUCAGAGCCAGAUGUUGAUCUGGAGAAUCAAUACUACAAUAGCAAAGCCUUGAAAGAGGAUGAGCCGCAAGCAGCUCUGCUUAGUUUCCAAAAGGUCCUCGAACUCGAGGGAGGGGACAAGGGGGAAUGGGGCUUCAAAGCUCUCAAACAGAUGAUCAAAAUUAAUUUUAAAUUGGGUAAUUUCACAGAAAUGAUGUCUCGAUACAAACAGCUGCUAACAUACAUCAAGAGUGCAGUCACUAGGAACCAUUCCGAGAAGUCUAUCAACUCUAUUUUGGAUUAUAUAUCUACUUCUAGAAAUAUGGAAUUGUUACAAGACUUCUAUGAAACAACAUUAGAAGCUCUAAAGGAUGCCAAGAAUGAUAGGCUAUGGUUUAAGACAAACACAAAGUUAGGCAAACUGUACUAUGACCGAGGAGAUUUUAAUAAACUCGCCAAGAUCUUAAAGCAACUACAUCAAAGCUGUCAGACGGAUGAAGGUGAGGACGACCUCAAGAAGGGCACGCAGCUGCUCGAGAUAUACGCGCUCGAGAUCCAAAUGUACACCGCACAGAAGAACAACAAGAAGCUGAAGGCUCUCUAUGAACAAUCAUUGCACAUCAAGUCUGCUAUUCCACAUCCACUCAUUAUGGGUGUUAUUAGAGAAUGCGGUGGUAAAAUGCACCUUCGCGAGGGAGAGUUCGAAAAGGCUCAUACAGACUUCUUUGAAGCGUUUAAGAAUUACGACGAAUCUGGAAGUCCAAGGCGGACGACCUGCUUGAAAUACCUCGUUUUAGCUAAUAUGCUUAUGAAAUCAGGCAUCAAUCCCUUCGACUCGCAAGAGGCGAAGCCUUAUAAAAACGAUCCGGAGAUCUUAGCUAUGACGAACCUCGUGAUGGCGUAUCAGAACAAUGAUAUCAACGACUUCGAGUCCAUACUAAAACACAACAGGAAUAACAUAAUGGACGACCCAUUUAUCAGAGAACACAUAGAGGACCUGCUCAGGAACAUCAGAACGCAGGUCCUGAUCAAACUGAUCGGGCCAUACACUAGGAUUCAUAUACCGUUUAUAUCUAAGGAACUCAACAUUGAUGAGAAAGAAGUCGAGAAUUUACUGGUCACCUGUAUUUUAGAUAACACGAUCAGCGGUCGCAUCGACCAGGUGAACUCUGUCCUGGAGCUGGUGGGCAGCGCGCGCGGCGCGGCCCGCUACGGCGCGCUGGACAAGUGGACGGCGCAGCUGGCCUGCCUGCACCUGGCGCUCGCCAACAAGAUGGCCUAGCGCCGCCGCCCGCCCGCCCGCCCCGCCCGCCCCGCCCGCCGCUAGCUGCCUAUGUCCGCUUACAAACACUUGCCAAUUUAACGCAGGCAUUGUUCGUUCGACCUUCAAUUGUCAUUCUGCCAGUCUUCACAUUAUUCAUUACACUGUACCUCAAGAUGGAAACAUACUAUUUACGAGCCACCGUCUUCACGUGUCGAUCUCCCGAUUUGCCCCAUGCCCACGUGACGUGAUAACGUUGGAUUGUCACGGUGGAUUCAAACCCAAAAUGUCUUUUCGUAUUCUUCUGCGUAUUAAUAUAAAGAAAUGAUCACUUGCUAGGACGGUGAAGGAACACAGUGAAGAUUCCAACUACCUUAAAAAAAUCAAUGGUAUCUUAUAAUAUCAAGACAAGGUGCAGUGAUACAAAACGUUAACACCGCGUUGUGCCUCGCGACUGAUCAGCAUUUGCUAAUGAACAGGAAUUGUUCCAAAAAUUAUUAUUGAGUGUCAAAAAAAAAACCUUAAUAACAGGAAUGUUGUCAAAAGGCUGACGAAAUAGAUCGUUGUCACUUGGGAUGGCAUGUAAUCGUGUUUUUUUAUGUACCACAGGCCACAGUAAAUACACAAGGUUAGGCUGACACUGCUGUACGUAGUAUGUUUCCACCUUUAUAUCAAUAAAAUCCUUCAACUAUUUAUACAUACAACUGAUAUCACCCUAAGUAUGGGUUCUGAUGUACAUUUUUCACUUUCUAAUGAUCGUUGUAUCUAUACAUUUAUGAAGUUCCUAGUUUGCGAUGGUGUAAUUUUGGACUGAAUACAGAUUACCAAUUGCCAUCAAAUUUAUAAUUUCCCAAAAUCAUGUUCCAUCGCAAACUGUACUCUCUGAGUAGGGUACAUGUUGUGUUGAGCCUAUGUUAUGUUAUGUAUGUGCAAGUUGUAGAACCAAAUGUUGUAUAGUAGAAUGUGCAUGUGCACUGUGUGGACAAGGCUGUCGGGCGAACAUUUUAUUCAAUAAACGAUCAGUUUAGUCAAUAUGUAAUGUUGUUUAAAGGCGCGUGUUCUCGUGUAGUAGUGCGACAUAAGUGAGUGUGUGCAGAGGCCGGAGCGGGCGGCGCCGGCGACCCGCGCCAGGCCGGAGCGGGCCGGAGCGGGCCGGUCCGGGACACAGUUCCCUAUUUAAGUCUCGAACAUGACGUCACUCGUUCAAGUAGUAAACUUGGCUCCGGAAUAGUGUAAUACAGUUUUAUAAUAUUCUCGAUGCACUUAUGAAAUGGUGAUGCCUGUAUACCCGACACCCCUGUGUGUUGCUGUGAACUGAAAUGUUUCAAAUUGAAAUCAUCAACUAGAGUUGGAAUUGGAAAUGUGAUAUUGUAUAUGGAUGCGUGUAGUGAUUAGUUUAUAUAUUUGUGAAUAAUGUAAUAUUUCUCCACAAAUUAUAAAAAGACAUCAAACGGUGGCUUGACAUGAUCCUGCUUGUAAUUAUUGGGAACAAUCUCGGCAGAGCAACAACCGAUGAACACUCUUAUUUCAGUGCAGUGUGAUAAUGCAAAUACACUAUUUCAAGUAA